GAUUCGUCAUGAAUAUAUUUCAGUGUAUGUGCAGGUGUUGCUAGUCGGUAUGCGCUGCCACUCAGUACGGUGUUAAACAAUGAAGACGUAUUAAAGGGCCACUAAGUCCUGAAAUCCCAGAAGAUUUCACGUUAUGAAUUGUUUACUUAUCCUAUUUCAUUGCAAACAUCUGGUUGAAAGGAAACCAACCUAAAAUGUUCUAUCCAGCAAAAUGUAUUAUUGAAUUCAGUCGUUGUUUGUAUUUGGUGUGGCUAUGGCAAUGAUGAUUACUGUAGCCAUGGUAACGGACUGAAACACUGUUGACGAGUGUGACACGUUGCUCAUAUUGCUGUUCCACAGCGCGGCGUUGUCAUUUCGAGCCAGCCAGUGAUUCUCGCCGUUUCACAGCCAAGUCCGGUCGCAGAAAUAUUGACACUUUGUAAACUUGAGUGACUGAAAAGCGAACGUUUUGAAUUGUCCGCUCAUCAUGGCGUUUAUGUCCGGAUUGUUUGCCAUUGAGGUUGCCAUUUUAUCGAUGAGGGCUCUCUCUGAGUCAGAUUUCUGCCCCACUCGAUGCCCUGUCAAAUGUUCUUGCCCGCCAGAGUGGCAAUUGUGGGGGAACGGGUGUUAUCACCUCACUUCCUCAAAGUAUAAUUGGGAUGACGCCAAGACAGCUUGCCAAGACCUUGGAGGCAAGAUGGCCGCUCCUCGCUCGCUCGAGGAACUGAAGUUUAUGGCAGAACUGGCACGAAAGGUGUACAUUAACUUCUACGCCUGGAUUGCUUGCAAUGACAGAGAUGUUGAAGGAAUUUGGGAGUGUGACGGUCAGGAAGGAGGCGAGCCUAGAUUGGUAUGGGCUGAUGGGCAACCAGAUAAUGGUAAAGGGGACAAUCAAGAUUGUGUUCAUAUAUCCGCACAUUUUAAUGACAGGAUGGAUGAUACAGGCUGUGGGGUUAAGAUGAAGGCUUUUUGUGUUCGUCAGGCAGCUUGCACUCAUCUCUUAACCCAACCCCGUCGAUACUGCCUCUCUACCGACACCCACGGCCGCGUUCUCAAUUCAACCUGCCUCCUUGAUCACAGCAUCCGGGAGUUUAUCACCCAGAGCGUGGUCGCCUGUGGCUCGGCCUGCGCCCAAGAACCCGGAUGCCGCUCUUUCAACAUCAAGAAAACCGAAGAUGGGAAGAAAAUAUGCCAGCUGAACAACAGCACAAGAUCCGAAGAUAAGGACAAGUUUCAGAAGACUGAUUAUUUCUGUACUAUGUUCUCAGAAGAAAUGUGCUCUGGCCUGUCAUAAUAAAAAAUAGAACAAUUUCAGAGAUUUGCACUCUACGAACUUGUGAAUUCGGAUUUGGUCUUAGAUGAUGAAACAUUCGCGAGACAUUUGUCCUUAAUAUUUAGAUCACGUGGCAACUAUUUCAUUUUCUUUCGUUCUGAAGAGAAACAAAAGCUUU
Patiria miniata (bat star) is the source of this 1430-nucleotide messenger RNA. Its product is annotated as snaclec convulxin subunit beta-like. The coding region runs from base 467 to 1273 and encodes 268 amino acids. Lineage: Eukaryota; Metazoa; Echinodermata; Asteroidea; Valvatida; Asterinidae. The transcript has a single exon. The record is from RefSeq and is a predicted model, not a curated record.